CUUUUCUUCACUCCACACUCGUUAACAUAAUAAUAACAUUUCCACCGUCAAUAUCUAUCUGCGUCCAUUGGAAGGCUCUCCCUCUCCAAUUAGGGUUAUUCUGCACCCACAUUCUCUCAAAUCUCUCCGAAUCCGAACGACCCAAAGCAGAAGAAGCCAGAAUGGCCACAAAAGUGUUUCUCUUUGCGCUAUGUGCGAUCCUCCCGGCGCUUAUUGUUAGCGCCGGCCGCCCGGCCAGAAACCCCUUCAUAGUGAGAGGAAAAGUCUACUGCGACACCUGCCGCGCCGGUUUCGAGACCUCCGCCACCACUUACAUUCCCGGUGCUAAGGUUAGGAUCGAAUGCAAAGACAGGAACACAAUGCAACUCUUAUACAGCAAGGAGGGAACAACCGACUCUACUGGAACCUAUAGUAUACUGGUGGCUGAGGACCAUGAGGACCAGCUUUGUGAUGCUAUGCUUGUUAGAAGCUCCCAGGACGACUGUGCAACAGCAUCCCCAGGCCGUGAGCGUGCCCGUGUCAUCCUCACCGGCUACAAUGGCAUUUCAUCCAACAAUCGUUUUGUCAAUGCCAUGGGCUUCAUGAAGGAGGAGGCCUUGUCUGGCUGUGCCGAGGUCCUCAAGCAAUACCAGGAGGAUGAUGAGUAGUUAUGCUUCAUGUACUUCAAAUGUGUCUAGUAAUUAAGCUAUAUUCUAGUAUGUAUUUACUUCUAUAUUGAUGGAUUGCUAUCUCAACCUCAUCUAGAAUGAGUUCAUUUACGUUGUUCAUUGGACUCUGCUACCAAUUAAAUUAAGCACCGUUUCUUUUA
Messenger RNA from Carya illinoinensis, 808 nucleotides. Its product is annotated as pollen-specific protein C13-like. The transcript has 2 exons. The record is from RefSeq and is a predicted model, not a curated record. NCBI's taxonomy places the organism in Eukaryota, Viridiplantae, Streptophyta, Magnoliopsida, Fagales, Juglandaceae. Bases 162 to 647 code for a protein of 161 amino acids.